UCUAGGAACUGGUCCCUCCUGAUAACAAGUCCAAAGUAUGUGAGAUGAAGUCUCUCCAUCCUCGUUUGUAAGGAACAUUCUGGCUGUACUUCUUCCAAGACAGAUUUGUUCAUUCUUCUGGCAGUCUAUGGUAUAUUCGAUAUUCUUUGCCAACACCAUAAUUUAAAGACAUCAGUUCUUCUUCAGUCGUCCUUAUUCAUCUUAUUCAUCGUCCAGCUUUUGCAUGCAUAUGAAGCAAUUGAAAAUACCAUGGCUUGUGUCAGGCGCACCUUAGUUCUCAAGGUGACAUUUUUGCUUUUUAUACUUUAAAGAGAUCCUUUGCAGCAGAUUUACCCACUGCAUUGUCGUUCAAUUUCUUGGCUGCUGCUUCCAUAAGCAUUGAUUGUGAAUCCAAGUAAAACGAAGUACUUGACAACUUCAGUGUUUUCUGUGUUUAUGGCGAUGUUGCUAAUUGGUCCAGUUGUGAGGAUUUUUGUUUUAUGUUAAGAUGUAAUCCAUACUGAAGGCUGUAGCCCUUGAUCUUCAUCAGUAAGUGCUUCAAUUCCUCUUCAUUUUCGGCAAGCAAGGUUGUGUCUUUUGCCUAUUGCAAGAGGUUCAUGAGUCUUCUUCCAAUCCCGAUGCCAUGUUCUUUUUCAGAUAGUCCACCUUCUCAGAUUAUUCAGAUUGGAUAAAUAUGGUCAAACGAUGCAACCCUGAUGCACAGCUUUCCUGAUUCAAACAAAGUAUUCCCUUAUUCUCUGUGAACAACUGCUUCUUGGUCUAUGUAGAGGUUGCGCAUGAAUGAGCACAAGUAUUCUGGAAUUCUCAUUCUUCGUAAUGCUAUCUAUAGUUUGUUACGAUCCACACGGUUGAAUGCCUUUGCAUAGUCAGUGAAACAUAGGGCAAUAUCCUUCUACAUUCUUUGCUUUCAGCCAAGAUCCAUCUGACAUCAGCAGUGUUACACCUUGUUCCAUGUCCUCUCCUGAAUCCAGUUUGAAUCUGGCAGUUCCAUAUCUAUGUACUGCUGUGAUGGUUUUUGAAUGAUCUUUAGCAAAAUUUUACUUGCGUGUGAUAUUAAUGAUACUGUUCCAUAAUUUCUCCAUUUUGUUAGAUCAUCUGUCUUUGGAAUGGGCACGUAUAUGUGUCUUUUCCAGUUGGUUGGCCAGGUAGCUGCUGUCUUCCCAGUUUCUUGGCAUAGAUGAGUGAGCACCUCCAGUGCUGCAUCCAUUUGUUGAAACAUCCCAAUCGGUAUUCCAUCAAUUCUUGAAGCCUUGUUUUUCGCCAGAGAAUCCAGAAAGAUACUUCCCUGUGUUUUACUGACUAUGCAAAGGGAUUCAGCUGUGUGGAUCAUAACAAAUUACAGAUAACAUUAUGAAGAAUGGGAAUUCCAGAAUACCUGUGCUCAUUCAUGCAGAACCUGUACAUAGACCAAGACUUUCUGUGCAGCUUGGAUCUCUUCCUUCGGUACCAUCGGUUCUUGAUCAUUGCUACCUCCUGAAAUGGUUGAAGUCGAUCAAUUCUUUUUGGUACAGUGACUCUGUAUAUUCCUUCCAUCUUCUUUUAAUGCUUCCUGCGUCAUUUAAUAUUUUCUCCCUGGAACCCUUCAAUAUCGAAACUCGAGGCUUGAAUUUUUUCUUCAGUUCUUUCAGCAUGAGAAAUGCUGAGUAUGUUCUUCCCUUUUGGUUUUCUAACUCCAGGUCUUUGCACAUAUCAUUACAUUACUAUUUUGUCUUCUCAAGUCAUCCUUUGAAAUCUUCUGUUCAUCUCUUUUACUAUACUUCUCUUUGCUUUAGUUACUCUACUUUCAAGAGUAAGUUUCAGAAUCUCUUCUGAUAUCCAUUUUGUUCUUCUUUUUUUCUUUUCUGCCUUUUUAAUGACAGAAGCGAUAGGGUUUUUUUCCUGUUCUUUUCCUCUUUCGCAGUCAGCGUGAAGUAUGUAUGGAUAAAGCAGUUCCGGGUCUUAAAUGCAGCAUAAGAUUGUCAAUUCAGCAUAAUGAGGUUUAAGUUUUGGUUGUUAAGGGGGACAUUCCCAAAGCUUAUUGACCAAGGCUUUAUGGGAAACUAUAUUUUAAUAUUUCAUUAAUUUGUGUUAUAUCUUGACAACUUGAAAGAUAGUUGGGUAUUGGCUAGGAAAGGUUGAGUAAGUAGAUGGGUUCUUUUUUUGUCAUAGGCUAUGGUUUUUUUUUUUUUAUCAGAGUAAUAGAGUUUAAAAAUGUAAAUUAUUAGGAAUUUGGUGACUUCUACACAGAAGGUCACAAAUAUUGUUGAAAUAGAAAAAGUUUGACACCAGCUAUAACUUUUUGAUUACACUGUUCUUGGAAUAACACAUUUUUAAAGCAAGCAGAUGAUAGUUUUCUUAAGGACAAAAGUUACUUAAACUUUGGAGAGUAAGUAUUUUGCUAUAAAAAAAGAAAAUAUACUACGAGAGAUUUAUUUUCUAAUUUUUUGGUCCCUCCAAGAUUUAGGUUUGGGAAGUUCUGAAAUAGCCGAGCUUUGCUGAUAACUGAGAGUUCAGAGUCAAGGCAAACUGGAGAGGCCAGUGGAGGAGGCUCCCUGUCUUGCAGAAAUACUGGCUUCUUCAACUUUUACAUGCCAUUUGCAAGUGCAGCUUGCGUGUGGAGUGCAACAGUAAAAUCAGACGACAGAUGGACAGUGUGACAAGAGCAUCAGAAAGGAUUGGGCCUCGCGGUGAGAGUCAGCCUGGAGUCAAGUGUUGACAAGUUGCUGGAAAGGAGGCAAGGGGAGGACAGUGGCACGCAGAGGAAGUGGAGCCCUGUCUUCAUUCGCACCAUUGAUGGAGGACAGAUGGACAGCCGGAUGGCCAGCCACCUCUCCUCUUAAACCUUUGGAGAGUUGUCAUUUGUCCUCUGCUGGACACAGAUUAGGAAUUUUACCACACUCUCUGAAUUCACUUUCCAUAGAAACGUAAAAUUAGACUGCCGCGUAUAAGCAGACUCAUCUGUUGCAUGGUAACAGAUUUGCAAACAUGAGUGCUGAGGGGUACCAGUACAGAGCGCUGUAUGAUUAUAAAAAGGAACGAGAAGAAGACAUUGACCUGCAUUUGGGUGACAUAUUGACUGUGAAUAAAGGGUCUUUGGUAGCUCUUGGAUUCAGUGAUGGACAGGAAGCCAGGCCUGAAGAAAUUGGCUGGUUGAAUGGCUAUAAUGAAACCACGGGGGAAAGGGGAGACUUUCCGGGAACAUAUGUAGAAUAUAUUGGAAGGAAAAAAAUCUCACCUCCCACACCAAAGCCCCGGCCACCUCGACCCCUUCCUGUUGCACCAGGUUCUUCAAAAACUGAAGCAGACAGUGAGCAACAAGCUUUGACUCUUCUGGAUCUUGCAGAGCAGUUUGCCCCUCCUGACAUUGCUCCCCCUCUUCUUGUCAAGCUAGUGGAAGCCAUUGAAAAGAAAGGUCUGGAAUGUUCAACUCUAUACAGAACACAGAGCUCUAGCAGCCCAGCAGAAUUACGACAGCUUCUUGAUUGUGAUGUCACCUCCGUGGACUGGGAAAUGAUCGAUGUGCACGUUUUAGCAGAUGCUUUCAAACGCUAUCUUCUGGACUUGCCAAAUCCUGUCAUUCCAGGAGCCGUUUACAGUGAAAUGAUGUCUUUAGCCCAAGAAGUACAGAGCUCCGAAGAACAUAUCCAGCUGUUGAAGAAGCUCAUUAGGUCACCGAACAUACCUCAUCAGUAUUGGCUUACACUUCAGUAUUUGCUAAAACAUUUCUUCAAGCUCUCUCAAACGGCCAGCAAAAAUCUCUUGAAUGCAAGAGCACUCUCUGAAAUUUUCAGCCCUAUGCUUUUCAGAUUCCCAGCAAACAGCUCUGAUAAUACUGAACACCUCAUAAAAGUUGUAGAAAUUUUAAUCUCAACGGAAUGGAAUGAACGGCAGCCUGCACCAGCACUGCCCCCUAAACCACCCAAGCCCACUACUGUAGCCAACAACGGUAUGAAUAACAAUAUGUCCUUACAAGAUGCUGAAUGGUACUGGGGAGAUAUCUCGAGGGAAGAAGUGAAUGAAAAACUUCGAGAUACAGCAGAUGGGACGUUUUUGGUACGAGAUGCCUCUACUAAAAUGCAUGGUGAUUAUACGCUUACACUAAGGAAAGGAGGAAAUAACAAAUUAAUCAAAAUAUUUCACCGAGAUGGGAAAUAUGGCUUCUCUGACCCAUUAACUUUCAACUCUGUGGUUGAACUAAUAAACCACUACCGGAAUGAAUCUCUAGCUCAGUAUAAUCCCAAGCUGGAUGUGAAAUUGCUUUAUCCAGUAUCCAAAUACCAACAGGAUCAAGUGGUCAAAGAAGAUAAUAUUGAAGCUGUAGGGAAAAAAUUACAUGAAUAUAACACUCAAUUCCAAGAAAAAAGUCGGGAGUAUGAUAGAUUAUAUGAAGAUUAUACCCGUACUUCCCAGGAAAUCCAAAUGAAAAGAACAGCUAUUGAAGCAUUUAAUGAAACCAUAAAAAUAUUUGAAGAACAGUGCCAAACCCAGGAGCGGUACAGCAAAGAAUACAUAGAAAAGUUUAAACGUGAAGGCAAUGAGAAAGAAAUACAAAGGAUUAUGCAUAAUUAUGAAAAGUUAAAGUCGCGCAUCAGUGAGAUUGUCGACAGUCGAAGAAGAUUGGAGGAAGACUUGAAGAAGCAGGCAGCUGAGUAUCGAGAGAUUGACAAACGUAUGAAUAGCAUCAAACCAGACCUCAUCCAGCUGAGAAAGACAAGAGACCAAUACUUGCUGUGGUUGACUCAAAAAGGUGUUCGGCAGAAGAAGUUGAACGAGUGGCUGGGCAAUGAAAACACUGAAGAUCAAUAUUCGCUGGUGGAAGAUGACGAGGAUUUACCCCACCACGAUGAGAAGACCUGGAAUGUGGGAAGCAGCAACCGGAACAAAGCUGAGAACCUAUUGCGAGGGAAGCGGGAUGGCACUUUCCUUGUCCGAGAGAGCAGUAAACAGGGCUGUUACGCCUGCUCUGUAGUGGUGGAUGGCGAGGUAAAGCAUUGUGUCAUAAACAAGACGGCAACUGGGUAUGGCUUUGCAGAGCCCUAUAACUUGUACAGCUCCCUGAAAGAACUGGUGCUACAUUACCAACACACGUCCCUCGUGCAGCACAACGACUCCCUCAACGUCACACUAGCCUACCCAGUAUAUGCACAGCAGAGGCGAUGAAGCGCUGACACUCUGAUCCUUCUCCUGAAGUUCAACCACCCUGAGGCCUCUGGAAAGCGAAGGGCUCCUCUCCAGCCUGACCUGUGAAUUGAGCUGUGGAAACAAAGCCCGCUGUCUUCGGAUAGGACUAGAGCUUUCUUUGACAACAAAGCAGUAGGGGAAGACACACAGCCUAGUGCUGAGUGACCAUACGUUUCUAAUCCGGAGUGGUUACCUUCCCUUCUUUCCUUUUUUUUUUUUUUUUUUAUUUAAAACGACAACAACUCACAACACAAAGAGAAAAAGAAAUAAAAAAUCUCUGCGUGCAGGGACAAAGAGGCCUUUAACCAUGGUGCUUGUUAAUGCUUUCUAAAGCUUUACCAGCUACAAGUUGGGACUUUGUAGACCGAAGGGUAGAUGGGGCUCAGGAGCCCUGUGACCUGCAAAGGCUGGGUCCAGCCUGGUUUAGCCUGGGUGUGUCGCUGUGUCCAAGCACCCCCAGGCACGUCGCACUGUGGAUUAUUUCAUUUUCUAACAAAUGAACGAUAUGUAGCAGGAAGGCACUUCUACUUACAAGGGACACUUUGGGAGAAUGUCAGUUCAUGUACAUUCAGAGGAAAUUCUGUCGUAGCAAAGUGCCAGAAAGUGUUUUGUUUAAACUUUUCAAAAUGACAAAUACAAACAAACCAAUAAAACCCACCAACAGAAAAAUUGAACUUGGAAAACAGGACUUAAAAAUGACAUUCAGUAUAUAAAAUAUGUACAUAUUAUUGGAUGACUAACUAUCAAAUAGAUGGAUUUGUAUUAAUACCAAAUAGCUUCUGUUUUGUUUUGCUGAAGGCUAAAUUCACAGCGCUAUGCAAUUCUUAAUUUUCAUUAAGUUGUUAUCUCAGUUUUAAAUGUACCUUCAGAAUAAGCUUCCCCCACCCUGAUUUUUGUUGCUUGAAAAUAUUGUUGUCCCUGACUUUUGUUAAUAUUCAUUUUGUUAUUCUUUUUUUUUUUUUUAAGAAGAAAUGUACAGGAUGCCAGUAAAAAAUGGCUUCAGAAUUAAAACUAUGAAAUAUUUUACAGUUUUUCUUGUACAGAGUACUUGGCUAUUAGCUCAAGGUUAAAAAGUUCAUGACAGAUUUUUGGACUAAAUGUUUCAUUGGGCAGUGCCUGAUAAGCUUCAAAGCUGCUUUAUUCAAUAAAAAAAAAAAGAUAUUA
Molecule: messenger RNA, 6324 nt
Organism: Loxodonta africana (African savanna elephant)
Lineage: Eukaryota; Metazoa; Chordata; Mammalia; Proboscidea; Elephantidae
Gene: PIK3R1
Product: phosphoinositide-3-kinase regulatory subunit 1
Exons: 16
Coding region: 2965-5139 (724 amino acids)
Biological process (GO): insulin receptor signaling pathway; phosphatidylinositol phosphate biosynthetic process
Cellular component (GO): phosphatidylinositol 3-kinase complex
Molecular function (GO): protein binding; 1-phosphatidylinositol-3-kinase regulator activity
Source: RefSeq, a predicted model, not a curated record